AUGGCCACCAUCAUCAUCAUCACCGUCAUCAUCAUCAUCAUCACCGUCAUCAUCAUCAUCAUCAUCCUCACCACCACAGUCAGCCAGGCGAAAGAGUACUGUCAGUUUGAGACGUUCAACGCCAGCUGUCCAGGUGAUCAGGUGAUCCUGAUGACGAUGGCCACGUACGGGCGGCUGGCUGUCGGCAGGUGCGUCUCCAGAAAUUAUGGACACCUCGGCUGCUCCUCUGACGUCAUCAACCACCUGGAUGAAGCCUGCACAGGAAAGUCCACUUGUUUGUAUCCUGUACCUCAGCUGAGAAACCUGGUUCAACCAUGCCCCACUGAUCUCACUGUCUAUCUGGAGGCUCACUACGUCUGCGUCUUGACAUUGUUGCGAUGCAGCCAUCACAUCGUCACAGUCCAGAAACAUUCGCAACAUGGUAACACUCGCAACAUGGAAACAUUUGCAACAUUGAAACACUCGCAACAUGGUAACACUCGCAACAUGGUAACACUUGCAACAUUGAAACACUCGCAACAUGGUAACACUCGCAACAUGGAAACAAUCGCAACAUUGAACAACUCGCAAAAUGGAAACAUUUGCAACAUGGAAACAUUUGCAACAUUGAAAAAAUCGCAACAUGGUAACACUCGCAACAUGUAA
This is a messenger RNA of Helobdella robusta, 645 nucleotides long. RefSeq lists its product as hypothetical. The record is from RefSeq and is a predicted model, not a curated record. NCBI's taxonomy places the organism in Eukaryota, Metazoa, Annelida, Clitellata, Rhynchobdellida, Glossiphoniidae. The transcript is spliced from 3 exons. Bases 1 to 645 code for a protein of 214 amino acids.